AUGCCAUCAAGGACUGUGGCCCUUGGGUCAAAGAAACGUAAAAGACAAGAAGACAAUCAAUUAAUAAAUAGCAACAGAAAAAUGAAAAAAUUGCAACAAACAGAAACCAAGACUCCUUCUGGAGAGAAAGAAAACUCUACUUUACCUCUAGCGCAGUCAAAUAUAUUUGCUGCUAACAUACAAGCUGAGAUGUCUCAAAGACAAACAUCUAACAAUAAUCCUAAUGAAAAUUGGGCAGACGAAAUUGAAGAAGUAAUUGAAACACAGCCUAGUACAUCUGUUAUGAAGAGUAUUAGUGAACUGGAAAAUUCUUUGGUUGAAAAUACAGAGAAUUGGGUCUUGGAUGACCCAGAUCAAAUGCAAUCUCGUACAGAUCUUUUACAUAUGGAAACAUAUGAUACUGACACAAAUUCAGUAACUUAUUACACAAGCCCUAUUUCAAGUUUCUCAACAAAUAAAGACAACCCAUACAGAAAUAAAGACUCUCCUAAUAGUGAGUUAAGGGGGAAUAUUCCAAUUGAUUUUCAAGAGGAUAUUACAAAAGAAAUUAAAAAUACAUUAGAACAUGUAGGCAAAAUUUCAUCAAUAAAACCUCUAGUAUUCGAAGGCACUUCAAUAUUAAGUAACCAAUGGGUAGUGAUUUUUGAUAUCUCUGAUGAUCCAGAUAUACCUAAACAGAUGCCAAGGUUUAUAAUAAUAAUGAAUCAAAAAGUUACUACUGAAUGGAGAGAGGCACCCAAACUCUGUUUUUUUUGUGAUGCUGAAGGCCAUAUCAAGAAAAAAUGUCAGCAAUAUAAGAAAGCACAAAAAAUUAAAACAGCAUACCAAUCGUAUAAAAGAAACAAAACAAGUUCAUUUGAAAACUCAGUACUAUAUAACCAUAUAGAUACCAACAAUGUCAAUCUUACAAAAAUCAAACAGUUGACAGAAUACAAUGAUACAGAUGAACAAAGUCAAUCUACUCAAAAGAAAACUAUUGUAACUCAAACAGAAUCGAUAAUACAAAACAAUAUGCUUGAUAGCCAACAGGAAGAAUUAUCUGAUUUUGAUAUUAAUAAGACAGAUAAUCACAUGGCAGACCUUGAAACUCUGUUACGAGAAGAGAAAACUAUGAAAAUUUAA
Molecule: messenger RNA, 1122 nt
Organism: Racocetra fulgida
Lineage: Eukaryota; Fungi; Glomeromycota; Glomeromycetes; Diversisporales; Gigasporaceae
Source: the annotation of a GenBank genome assembly